GAAAGGAAAAAGUGAUUGUCGAACAUCUGUCACCAAGCAGAGGACUACGUCUGACUACAUCUAUGAGCUCGAAAAACCGCAACACCAUCAUGGCAUCUGCUUUUGUGAUUUUUUGAAGAGUGCCAAUCAUAUACACAUAUAGACACAUAAUAUAUAUAGAUACAUAUAUAUAUAUAUUCUCGAACUGGUGUUAAAUAAGUUUUUUAAGUUUCUAACAAAGAAUUCGUUUAUUCUGUUUUUUUUUUUACGUAUUUUGAAUCGAAAACAUGAGCUCUGGUAGACCCAUCAAAUGUGUCGUAGUAGGAGAUGGAACGGUUGGAAAAACAUGUAUGUUAAUAUCAUACACUACGGACAGUUUUCCUGGAGAAUACGUACCAACUGUAUUUGAUAACUAUUCAGCGCCCAUGGUCGUAGAUGGAAUUCCAGUAAGCUUAGGACUUUGGGAUACGGCAGGCCAAGAAGACUACGACAGACUUCGGCCACUCUCUUAUCCACAGACUGAUGUCUUUCUUAUAUGUUUUUCUGUAACAAGUCCUUCAUCAUUUGAAAAUGUUACUAGUAAAUGGUAUCCAGAAAUAAAACACCACUGCCCAGAUGCACCAAUGAUACUUGUUGGAACUAAAAUAGACUUACGAGAUGAUCGUGAAACUUUAACUGCCUUAGCUGAACAAGGACUAAGUGCUAUCAAAAGAGAACAGGGACAAAAAUUGGCUAAUAAGAUUCGUGCUGUAAAAUACAUGGAAUGUUCCGCUCUCACACAACGUGGAUUAAAGCAAGUAUUCGAUGAAGCAGUACGAGCAGUUUUAAGACCGGAACCACAAAAGCGCCGACAAAGAAGAUGCAUUAUGUUAUAAAUUACGAAGAAAAUGGAAUCUCACUGACCUAGGUAAACACACACUUAUAUGAAAUGACAGACUGAAAUUAGUUUGGUCAUAAGAAAAAAAAAAGAAAGGAUAUGUUAGAUGUAUCAAAAAAAGGAAAAGAUAGCAGCGCAUACAAUUUAAUAAAUUUUUCUGGCAGCUGCAGUUCACCGUGUUACAAAUAAAGUACAAUUUGCAACUUCCCGGUCCUAAUGUAAGUUGUAACAUUUAAAAACAAACAAACAAACAAGACUUGAAAGUUUAGACAACGAGAAAGUAUAAUAUUGUAAUAAUUUUACAACAUUUACUUAUUAAACCCAUAGAACAAAAAUUUUCUUACUAUCUUAACGUGAAGAAGGAACUUUUUAAAUUUAUACGAUAUUAUAUUUAUCGGUGAACUAGUCGAUACGACGAUAAAUAGGAAAACAAAUCACGAGAAAGAACAAUUUAACAAAUAGCUUUUCAAUUUAAUUUUGCAGUAGAUUUUAUUGAUUAGAAGUAUACUCAUUAAAUUAUUAUGAUAUUGCGUGAAUGUGUUGUGUCUGUCGAAGGAAAAAGAAAGAGAUUAAAAGAAAAAGAAAAAAGAAUAAUAACUAAAGCUUUACUCCAUCAUAGCUGCCAGAGUUUCGAUUUUUAUAUUUACAAUGACGGUAGAGGAAAGGAAGAAAAUAUUAAUUUUAGGAGAUAUACAUGUUAGUUACUAUAGCAAUCAAUAUACUAACAAAUUUUACAAGUUGAACAAAAAUUUAGUAUCAUAUAGUUUUAAAUAAAUAAACAGUGCCAUAGCAUCGAAAAAAAAUCAAAAAACCAACAACAAAUUUUUACAUCAAUCAAUUGUAUGCAAUAAAAUUAUUAAUGAGAUUUUGAAAAUGUCGAAUUUCUAACGUAAAUAAUAAAACAAGACAAGACUAACGAUAAGUUCGACAUUAAUCAAUGAGAACUUGUAGAUAUUACUAUUUUGAAAAAUUACUAUUAUUCUUCGUGGAAAUACUUCAUUGUUUACGAUUAAAAACAUUUUAUCAAGAUACGAAUAGUAAGAGAACAGAACUGUA
This is a messenger RNA of Polistes canadensis, 1912 nucleotides long. It is a transcript of the gene Mtl, whose product is annotated as ras-related C3 botulinum toxin substrate 1. Bases 267 to 854 code for a protein of 195 amino acids. NCBI's taxonomy places the organism in Eukaryota, Metazoa, Arthropoda, Insecta, Hymenoptera, Vespidae. The record is from RefSeq and is a predicted model, not a curated record. Gene Ontology annotation, biological process: small GTPase-mediated signal transduction. Gene Ontology annotation, molecular function: GTP binding; GTPase activity. The transcript has 4 exons.